Pseudoliparis swirei is the source of this 722-nucleotide messenger RNA. RefSeq names its product chemokine (C-C motif) ligand 20b (gene ccl20b). Gene Ontology annotation, biological process: lymphocyte chemotaxis; cellular response to type II interferon; immune response. The record is from RefSeq and is a predicted model, not a curated record. Bases 59 to 376 code for a protein of 105 amino acids. Lineage: Eukaryota; Metazoa; Chordata; Actinopteri; Perciformes; Liparidae. The transcript has 4 exons. Gene Ontology annotation, cellular component: extracellular region. Gene Ontology annotation, molecular function: chemokine activity; CCR chemokine receptor binding.
GCACCUUACAACACUCGCUUCUUCCAAGCCGGCCAGCACUCCUAUACGAUAACAAACAAUGGCAAGCGGCAGAGUGUUUUUACUGGCAGUUGUGUGCUCCCUCGUCAUCCUCACGAGCUUCAUCGGCAGCACGCAGUCCGCGAGCUGCUGCAUGAUGUACACCUCACGGCGUCUUCCAUGCCAACGCCUGAUUGGCUACACCAUCCAGACCAUCUUCGACUCCUGCGACAUCAACGCCGUCAUAUUCCACCUUCCCGGGCGGUUCGUGUGCGCCGACCCUUCAUCCAAGUGGACUCUGAGAUGCAUGAAGUGUUUCGAUGAAAGAAGGCGGAAGAGCAGUCUUGAGACCGCGAUGAGAAACACCAAGUCAACAUGAGCUGGACGGAGCAGCACAAAACUAUUUAUGGACCCAAGAAUCCUGAUUUUGGGGUCUUUUAUUAAAUUAUUAAAUUAUAUCUAUCUAUUAUAUUUAUUCUGUUUUAUAAACAGGGACGUGUUGUACAUAGUAUACACAGUGAACAGUACAUUGCAGUGACAGUGUCAACAACAAAUUAUGAAAACAUUGUUUUCGAGAAGUGUGUGUAUACAUGUGUGUAUACAUGUGUGUACGUGAUCUCUGAGCUCUGACAUUUUGAAGUCAGAAAAAUGAAGUAUGAAUGUUAAAGGUUUUGAUUGUAAUUUAUAUUGUCAACUAUUUUAUUAAAUUAUUAUGUUUGAUAAUA